AGAAAAGGGCCCACGUCAGUCAAGAGGCUCGCGCUAACUCGUGCGGGUGACUGCCACAUACCCGGCGCUGGAAAAUGCAUUCUUUUGUUGUUGGCGGAGACGGUCCCCUUCCGCAGCUCUCGGGCCAAGGCUAGCUAACAACCAGGAGAAACAGAGCGGAAAAUGCAAAACAACGAAAUUAUUAAACCGGCCAAAUACUUCUCAGAGCUGGAGAAGAGCAUCUUGCUUGCUUUAGUGGAGAAGUACAAGUAUGUGCUGGAGUGUAAGAAAAGCGAUGCGCGGACUAUCGCCCUCAAGCAGCGCACCUGGCAGGCGCUGGCGCACGAGUACAACUCCCAGCCCAGCGUGUCGCUGCGGGAUUUCAAACAGCUCAAGAAGUGCUGGGAGAACAUCAAGGCUCGGACCAAAAAAAUUAUGGCCCACGAGAGAAGGGAGAAAGUGAAGCGCAGCGGGAGCCCCCUGCUGAGUAACCACGUCCUGGGCAAGGAGAAGAUCGGCAGCAUGCUGCCGGAGCAACUGUACUUCCUGCAGAGCCCGCCCGAAGAGGAGCCGGAAUACCACCAGGAUGCAGCUGCUCAAGAAUCCUUUGCUGCUUCAAACAGAGAACUGUGCGACGAAGAGAAAGAGUUCGUCCAUUUUCCAGUGUGUGAGGGGACCUCACAGCCAGAACCUUCGUGUUCAGCCGUCAGAAUCACAGCCAAUAAGAACUACAGGAGCAAAACCACUCAGGAAGGUGCUUUAAAGAAGAUGCACGAGGAGGAGCACCACCAGCAAAUGUCCAUCCUCCAGCUGCAGCUGAUCCAAAUGAACGAGGUGCACGUGGCCAAAAUCCAGCAGAUAGAGCGUGAGUGUGAGAUGGCAGAGGAGGAGCACAGGAUCAAGAUGGAAGUCCUCAACAAGAAGAAGAUGUACUGGGAAAGGAAACUACAAACUUUUACCAAGGAGUGGCCCGUUUCCUCCUUCAACCGGCCCUUUCCCAAUUCACCCUAAGACUGGGGGAUGGCUCCCUUGUAGUUAAUGUGUGUUGGCAAGGCAAGUUGGGGAUGGGACUUUGGCGGUCGGUAGCCUGUAACGGAGCAAUGCCUAGGAGAAUUAGAGUGGUAGUAGUCACUUAUUUAAGACAUCAUUCAGGUAAACAGCUGCGUCCCAUGUACCCCUCACGUGGCCAAGAAGCUGGUCCAGUCUCUGAAGAUCACCACUAUGCGUGCUAGAACUCACUGAGCGUCAUGUUUCUUAAUUAGAAUUCGUAGAAGAACCAUGUGUGAGUGUUGUAUUUUCUUUUCUUUCUUUCUU
Molecule: messenger RNA, 1293 nt
Organism: Arvicola amphibius (Eurasian water vole)
Lineage: Eukaryota; Metazoa; Chordata; Mammalia; Rodentia; Cricetidae
Gene: Msantd3
Product: Myb/SANT DNA binding domain containing 3
Exons: 3
Coding region: 163-990 (275 amino acids)
Source: RefSeq, a predicted model, not a curated record